AUGUCUGCGACACAGAGGCCAAGACGAUCCGUCAGUGCGUGCCAGUGUCCAUGCCCUUACCGCUUCCAAGUCAUGUGCUGUUUGGCUCUGAUCUCCACGGGAGCCAUCACUGCGUCGUGGUCUCAAAUUCAGCAGUUUACGUGGCAAGGCAGUGCUCUGCUUGAUUCUGCACGGAUCCCCUUGCCGGACACCGAAGAGGGAGGAAAGGACAUCGAACCCGAUUUUCCACCGGACAUAUUAGACGAGGAGGCGGCUACUGACUUUGGGAACGGCAGUGCAGAAGAACAGGCAGCUGUACGUUCGAGCAGUCGGUCUUCGUCUGAAGAGGUUCCUGAUGGUCCGGAUGCCGAUCCUCGCAGCCAAAGCGAGGAAGACCAGGAGCACGCAGGGGUCUUCGCUCUCGACGAAGUUGAAGAUGAGUCUCAUGGUACAACGCUGGCCAAGAAGGUGCGACAUGACGAUGGCAAAGCCCCCACGACCUUGCUGGGUAUCUACCAAGAGCUCUGCCGCAUGGGACUCCGCUCUCCUGGCGCUAUCAGGCUAGCAGCUCCAGAGCUGCGGGAUGCCGUUGUCCGGCUGUACCAGCCCCUGGUGGAGCGCCAACCUCCAGCAGCCUUUCAUCCUGAGCGCAUGGUGACCCCGAAAUCGCCAAACUGCAAGGAUCCGGCCUGGAAGCACAUCUUGGACGGCACUCGUCGAGCGGUGCCACGAGCCUUGGUUGAUGUUACGACUGGAAUGGGAGGAGGGCCAGAGCUGGAUUUGCUGGAGCUCCGCCUCUGGGAGAUCAAUGCAUCCCUGGGCGACCAGCCCAAACCUGCCAUCAAGGACGUUUACGUGAUUUCCGAGUCAGCCUAUGGGCUGCGAGGAGAUCAGAAGCCAUUGCAUUUCAGCAGGCAGCGCGAGCGUUUCAAGUCCUUCCUGCCUCAAGUUGAACACAUCCUCCUGGACAAUUGCACGAAGUAUUCGUCCGCAAUUUCGAAGAUGCGUCGAGAGACCAACAAGGGCAAGAAGAAAGGUGGGACAAUGUUCUCCGCGGAGAGCAUCCAGCGAAUCUGCGUGCUGAAAACACUGAUUCAGAGGCGUCCAGAAAUUCCUGAUGACGCACUUCUGAUUUUUUCUGACCUGGACGAGGUGCCCUCAGCCCAGGCCAUUCAGAUGUUGAGGCUCUGCAAGACAAAGUCCAGUGCCAAGGAUGGGCCAUGGAUCCAAGCCCACUAUCCUCUGCCGUACAACCUCCGGGUCGGGUGCAAGGCAAGAAAGAAGACUGAGUUGCACUACCAGGGGGUCUUCACCACCAUGGGGUUCUUGCGCCGGAAGAAGGGCUUGGCGCUGCGGUACAACAUGAGGCGCAACUUGAUCGUGCCGAGAGCCGGCAUUCACCUGACCUAUGUUGGCUCGCGCGCAGAUGUGGACUACAAGCUUCUACAUCACGGCGAAAGCGGCCAGGUCCUUGCCACCAAAGCGACUGCAACUGGCAAGAGAUUAAACUUCUGUGAGAUCGACGAAAAAACUCUGGCAUCGAUGGAGCAGCUUCUGCGCGACAACCCGGUUUCUGUGGCGCGGGCGUGGGAGCGAGGCAAGUCCUCAGUGCUUCGGAAGGAACCUGCGGGUGAGCUCUCGAAAUGCCAAGUGCCUUGGGCGCUUCUCACACAUCCAGAGCGCUAUCCUCAUUUCUGGGGAAGAGCAGCAAAAUGA
Molecule: messenger RNA, 1695 nt
Organism: Symbiodinium sp. CCMP2592
Lineage: Eukaryota; Dinophyceae; Suessiales; Symbiodiniaceae
Source: the annotation of a GenBank genome assembly